Messenger RNA from Perca flavescens (yellow perch), 1335 nucleotides. RefSeq names its product Rab9 effector protein with kelch motifs (gene rabepk). Gene Ontology annotation, molecular function: protein binding. The transcript is spliced from 8 exons. Lineage: Eukaryota; Metazoa; Chordata; Actinopteri; Perciformes; Percidae. The record is from RefSeq and is a predicted model, not a curated record. The coding region runs from base 231 to 1286 and encodes 351 amino acids.
AACGUAACAUUUACGUACGUAUGUUUUAACGUAAAGCCGUCUUAUGGAUGGGACAGUGUAUUAGCCUAUACUGUCUAUGGUAUUAGCUAGUUAGGCUAUCUUUACGGUCUCACGUAGCAGUAAUAACCACUGUCACUGUAUGGACGUUAGAAAGCGGUGCCAAAGGAUACCGACUUCAGUUAAAUAACACCGAUAGUUCUCUCCUCUUUCCACCCGGAAACAGAACAGCCAUGGAGUUUCUCCCAGUACUUGAACCUCUAGAUAAACCCAGAGAAGGAAUAUGGUAUUCUUUGAUACCCAGGGGCGGUGCUCCAGGAGUUAGUGUGGGUCACACCUGCACGUUUAUUCCAUCUGGAGAUGGAGGAAAAGGAAGAAUAAUUAUUGUUGGGGGAGCCAACCCCAGCGGCAGUUUCUUACAUUCGCAUAUCAUAAAUCUAGAUAAUCAUGAAUGGGACAUCCCAGACUGGGAGGGUAUGGAGCCACGGUAUGAACACUGCAGCUUUGUGCCAGAGAGCUGCCCUCAAAGCCUGUGGGUGUUUGGAGGUGCACAGCAGAGCGGCAAUCGCAAUUGUAUCCAAAACAUACAGCUAACAGAGAGUGGGUCUCGCUGGAAGAAUGUAGUGGUGAAUGGCAAACCCCCCGGUCCCAGGACAUACCACACCAACUCAGCCUGCAUAGGGGACAAACUAUAUGUCUGUUCUGGUGGGGAAGCAGGAGCUGCACCUGUCUCAGACCCCAAACUCCAUGUCUUCGAUACAGUGUCUUCCACCUGGUCUCAACCAGAAACACAAGGCAGAACCCUGCCAGCCAGACACGGCCACAUUGUUGUAGCAGUGGGUUCAAAGAUCUACAUUCAUGGAGGCAUGGCUGGAGACAAAUUCUACAAUGAUAUGUACUCUCUUGACACAAGGAGCAUAAAGUGGGAGAAAGUGCAGGCCAAAGGAGACAUCCCACCAGGAGUAGCGGCCCACUCAGCUGUGGUGCUGGGCAAGAACGUCUACAUUUUUGGGGGGAUGACUGCAGAUGGAGCUGGCAACUCCAUGUACAGAUUUAACACAGACAAAAGUAGAUGGGUCCUGGUGAAGUUCGAAGGGGAUAUGCCACCCAACCGCUUAGACCACUCCAUGUGUUUAUUGCCCUGGAAGGUGUGUGGUGAGGGGAAUGGAGAUGAGGAGGAAGCCAACAGCCCAGCAGCAUCAGAGACAAUAAAUCUUGCCUUUGCAUUUGGAGGAAUGGACACCCGAGGUGUCAUUCAUAAUGACUGUAUUGUGACUGUGGUGACAUGAUGCUGUAAUAUUCAUUUACCCAAGUUGUAAUAAAAUGUUUGAAGUACUA